Etheostoma cragini (Arkansas darter) is the source of this 1907-nucleotide messenger RNA. It is a transcript of the gene rgs1, whose product is annotated as regulator of G protein signaling 1. Bases 898 to 1359 code for a protein of 153 amino acids. The record is from RefSeq and is a predicted model, not a curated record. NCBI's taxonomy places the organism in Eukaryota, Metazoa, Chordata, Actinopteri, Perciformes, Percidae. The transcript is spliced from 4 exons.
ACAUUGAUCUAACUGCGGUUAUCUCUUAACAUUUCAUCUAUCACAUCAUCCCUUUUCUUUAUUCCAACACCCGUGCAGAUCUGCAAAAGCGGUCGACGGAUCUAUAGACAUGCACAAUUUGUGUCCAAGUUAAAAACCCUUUCUGUUUCAAAGGUCAAUGAUCACCUACAUCAACUGAAGUAUGACACACAUUAAUAAAUCAGUGCUUGUUUAUGCUUUUGUCACCUUGGUGAAUAGGAACACUGCAGAUAUGCAAAUGGAAGCAUGACGAGAGUUUUCCUUGAUAGUGAAUUUGUUUACGACUAUUUGUUUAUGGUCAGGAGCUUCCUGACCAUUGGUCAUUCCUGUAGUUAAAUAUUAUCAUUAAUUUGUCAUGUAGUACUCCACCACAGCAGGCAAUUAUGUUGCCAUAUUCCUGAUUAUACUCAUAAAAACACAGUUCCUACUGAUGAAUGAAAAACUAAAAACUAAAGCAUUCUGCAAUCUAGAAUGAUUUGGUUUAAUUUGGUUCAUAUAUGUAUAAAGUAUCUGCCACCCUCAUAUUGUUACGUACACCUUAAUGAUGACCACUAUUUUGGACAACAGGUGCGGUCAGCUGAAAUCACAGCCGAGCUUUCUCCUCCUCCAGACAACACAGAAGGAUGCCCGGUCUCUCCCAACAACAACACUUUGCAUACAGAUUUCCAUAUAUUCCAUUCAUUUUGGGUGGAGGUCAUUUAGAUUUUUUCGGUCCCUUUGACUCCCUUGCUACCAAACAAUCACAACAACACUUCAGUCUGGCAGGAUCUUAUCUCUGUCUCCCAUCAUAGAGGACGAGGAGAUGGCGAUAAAGUGAGUUACUGCAUAUUUGAUUAUUGGGCCUUUACCAUUUUCAACAGGCAACAGCUUACAGCAGCCAUGUGGAAAAUACCAAGGAGGUUUUCACUCACUGGUAGAUUGUGUUGCUUUCCCAAGGAUCCACUGGGGGAUGUUGAAACUUGGAGUGAGUCUGUGGACAAAGUCCUCAGUUGUAAAGCCGGACAGAUAGCUUUCCGGGAGUUCCUGAAGUCAGAGUACAGCGAGGAGAACAUUCUCUUUUGGCUUGCCUGUGAGGAGUAUAAAAAAAUCAAGACGGUGCCAGAGAUGAUCUCCUCUGCCAACAGGAUCUAUUCAGAGUUUGUCCAAACAGAAGCGCCCAGACAGAUCAACAUAGAUUGCGGUACCAGAGAAAACAUAACCAAGAACAUCUCCCAGCCUUCCCUGACUUCGUUUGAUACGGCACAGAAGCUCAUCUACUCUCUGAUGGCCAGGGAUUGCUACCCGCGCUUCCUAAAAUCUGACAUCUAUCAGGGACUCCUGAGGAGAACAGAUUCAAGGUGACUGUUUUAAAACUGACAGCCUCUCAGACGAAGGCUCGUGAAAACUUCUCUCCAACUCUGAUCUGCUGUGGCACUCUUUGAUUUCAGUGUGGAUAACAGGUUUAUGCCAUACAAUCCAGAUCCCAAGUGUAGCAGAAAUAGCUUUUCUCAACCUGUGUGAUUCAGUAGACAGUUGCAGCUCAAGAUAAUUUUGGCUUGUAUUAUACUUUAUCUCUUUGAUCAUGUUAAUAUUCCCCAUGAAGUUAAUUGUAAAAAAAAAAUCCUUUAUUGUAAAGUAUUAUCAACACUUUAAUUGAUUAUGCAAAUAUCAAUCCUAAUAUACUCUGAGAAAUUUAAAGUUCACAUCCAAAUAAAUAUGUGACUGUAUUGUUAAACAUCUGUCUCAUUUUUGUGUUUUCUUGUUCUAGUUUUUUGAAAUAUCUUAAAAACAAAAUCCACUUAGUUACGUGACAUUUGGGUGUGGUUAUUUUGAAUGUGAUGCAAAUCUCCUUUGUUGUUGUUACAGAAGUCUCUCUGUCUGUAUACUGUGAUAUGCUUAUAAUAUGGUAA